This is a messenger RNA of Orycteropus afer afer, 486 nucleotides long. The record is from RefSeq and is a predicted model, not a curated record. NCBI's taxonomy places the organism in Eukaryota, Metazoa, Chordata, Mammalia, Tubulidentata, Orycteropodidae.
UUCCUGUGUGCUGGCAGUUGGAAGCGACGAGGCGGGGAAGAUAUGGAAGUGAAGGAUGCCAGUUCUGCGCUGCUGAGCAACUAUGAGGUGUACCAGUUACUGACUGAUCUGAAAGAGCAGCGGAGAGAAAGUGGGAAGAAUAAGCACAGUUCUGGGCAGCAGAACCUGAACACCAUCACCUAUGAAACAUUAAAAUACAUAUCAAAAACGCCAUGCAGGCAUCAGAGUCCUGACAUUGUCAGAGAAUUUCUUACAGCAAUGAAAAGCCACAAGUUGACCAAAGCUGAGAAGCUUCAGCUGCUGAAUCACAGGCCCAUGACUGCUGUUGAGAUCCAGCUGAUAGUGGAGGAGAGUGAGGAGCGGCUCACGGAGGAGCAGAUCGAGGCUCUGCUCCACACUGUCACCAGCAUCCUGCCGGCAGAGCCCGAGGCUGAGCCACAGAGGAGCGCGGAGGACGCGGCCAUGGACGGAGAGGACCCGGCCUAG